Oncorhynchus masou masou (cherry salmon) is the source of this 2271-nucleotide messenger RNA. It is a transcript of the gene lpar5b, whose product is annotated as lysophosphatidic acid receptor 5b. Gene Ontology annotation, molecular function: lysophosphatidic acid receptor activity. The record is from RefSeq and is a predicted model, not a curated record. Gene Ontology annotation, biological process: phospholipase C-activating G protein-coupled receptor signaling pathway; positive regulation of Rho protein signal transduction. The coding region runs from base 1124 to 2053 and encodes 309 amino acids. Lineage: Eukaryota; Metazoa; Chordata; Actinopteri; Salmoniformes; Salmonidae. The transcript has a single exon. Gene Ontology annotation, cellular component: plasma membrane.
UAUCCCCUUACACUGUGUAUAAGACAGUAGUUUAGGAAUUGUUAGUUAGAUUACUUGUUGGUUAUUACUGCAUUGUCGGAACUAGAAGCACAAGCAUUUCGCUACACUCGCAUUAACAUCUGCUAACCAUGUGUAUGUGACAAAUAAAAUUUGAUUUGAUUUGAUUUGACUGCUCAGAUGUAAUCCACCCUCUCAAUCUAGCAGUGGUGUAAAGUAAGAGUAUAAGUUUACUUAGUUACAGUUCCAUUUAAAAUUAUUUGUUCAGUCAUAUUAAUCAUAAUUUCCCAACAAUCCACCCUCAAAAUGACUUAACUCAUACCAUCAUUAAACACUACAUGGAAAUAUCAAUGAUAUACUAAAAGAAGACAACCAAUACAUGUAUGUACAUAAUCAACUUCAAUGACUGUUCUAUCCUACAUCAGAAUUUACUCCAUAAAUUUUCCCUGACACCCAAAAGUACUCGUUACAUUUACAAUGCUUAGCAGGACAGGAAAAUGGUCCAAUUCACUCACUUAUCAAGAGAACAUCCUUGGUCAGUCCUACUGCCUAUGAUCUGGUGGACUCACAAACACAAAUGUUUCGUUUCUAAAUUAUGUCUUAGUGUUGUGUGCCUCUGGAAAUCCAUAAAUUGAAAACACAACAAAAUGCUGCCGUCUGGUUUGCUUAAUAUAAGGAAUUAAAUGAUUUACACUUUUACUUGUACUUUUGAUACUUAAGGAUAUUUGAGCAAUUGCAUGUACUUUUCAUACUUAGGUAUAUUUAAAACCAACUACUUUUAGACUUUUACUCAAGUAGUAUUUUACUGGGUGACUCAUUUGAACUUGUUACUCAGAAAGUAUUCAUGUUAUCAAGAGUCUUCAAACAGAUUAGCAGAUAGAAUGGGCGGCCCUUGCUGAGAAGGAAAAAAGUACCCUCACUUCCUGUUUCAACACCUAUUUCAACACUGUUAUUUCAAAAACAGAGUUAAGAACAGCUCAAACUUCAUACAGACCGCUCUGCUAGGAAGUGGAAACCAGAGCACUGAGUUGCUGGUUUGUCGUGGUUUCUGUCUCUUUUCAGUUCACACACACAGACACACACAGCUGCGUAUGUCUUAAAAGGAGCAGAGAUACAGUACAGCACCAUGAACAACACCAACGAUACCUUAGAGGACAGCGCUCCGGAGCUGAGUUGUGUGAGUGCAGUGUAUACAGUCUCUGCCACGGUGUACGGCUGUGUGAUGGUGCUGGGCCUGCCGCUCAACGCUGUGUCACUGUGGAUUCUGCUACGCCGCCACGGCCUCAAAUCCUCCAGCGCAGUCUUCAUGAGCCAUCUGGCUCUGUCAGACCUGCUGCUGGUGCUCUCCCUGCCCACCCGGGUCUACUUCUACACCACAGGCACCUGGCCCCUGGGCAUCCAGGCCUGCACGGCCACCACCAUGCUGUUCCGCAACAACAUCCGCUCCAGCGCCGUCUUCAUCACAUUCAUUGGCCUGGACAGGUUGCUGGCUGUGGUCUACCCUCUAAGAACCCGCCACAUCCGCACCACCACCAAUGCCUGGAAGGCCUGUGUCUUCAUCUGGGUCCUGAUUGUUGCAGUCAACAUCCCAGAGGCCCUCUACUUCAUCAGUCAGAUGAAGAGCUGUAAUGCCACUGACAAAUGCUUUGAGUUUCCUCAAGAAUGUGCCUUGAAUGUGCAGAUAGCUGGUUACUUGCAGUUUGGGCUGGUGUUCGCCAUGCUGGGGGUCAACGUGGUCUCCACCACCAUGGUGUCCUGGACGCUACACAGGCACCUCAGCGAUGCUGCCAUGGUCAACAAUAAGAUGAAUGUCAUGCUGAUCUUCACCAUCAACCUUCUGAUGUUUAUUGUCUUCUUCCUGCCCUCCUCCAUCGUGCUGAUGCUCAAAAUCAAGCAGGCUAUCAUGCCCAUGGUCUGUCUGGCCAGCAUCAACUGUUGUCUAGAUCCACUGUUGUACUACUUCUCUUUAGAUGCUUUCUGGAAGACGAAAGAGCGUUCUGACAUAGAGGUUUCACUGGCCAGAUCACAUGAAAGUAGAUUAGGGAGGACACAGUGAGAAACGACUACCGGUGAAGAUAGUUUGAAGUAACUGCGUCAACAUGUGUUCCUAAAUAGUCCACAAUUUAUAAAUGUUCAAUUCUAUUUUACCAAACGGCAUUUGUUUUCUUGUUUUGUAACAGUUCAUCUCUUCUUCUGUAAGUUGAAUUGCACCCAUCUGUACUUUUAAGAUGUGCUCAUAUAAUAGUUUUAUUUAAUAAACACUUUACAACCGUA